Capsella rubella is the source of this 829-nucleotide messenger RNA. RefSeq names its product putative peptidyl-tRNA hydrolase PTRHD1. NCBI's taxonomy places the organism in Eukaryota, Viridiplantae, Streptophyta, Magnoliopsida, Brassicales, Brassicaceae. Gene Ontology annotation, molecular function: peptidyl-tRNA hydrolase activity. The transcript is spliced from 2 exons. The record is from RefSeq and is a predicted model, not a curated record. The coding region runs from base 72 to 695 and encodes 207 amino acids.
UAUCAGAGAUAUCCAAAAUAAUAAUCAAACGACAUCAAAAACUAAUUGGGUCUUCUAAAAGCCCAUUAAGAAUGAACAAAUCUUAUCCAAUAGCCAAGUCCAUGUCCGAAACUUCCUUUCAUAUGGCGAGCGCCGUCAUCUCCGCUGCGUUUCGACUCCCGUUCGUUACCCGUCGACUCUCUGUUCCGGCGCCGCGAAUUAGGUUUUGUCACUCCACAAUCCGGUUGGCUCAUCUCCGCAGACUCACAACGACUUCUUCUUCUAUGAGCCAACAGACUGGAAAUAUGGAUGCCGUCGUCGAUGCAUCCAGCAAGGAGGAGAACUCUGCGAAGAAUCCCGACGACGUCGUGGUGCAAUACGUGGUACUCCGGAGAGAUCUGAUCGAUUCGUGGCCACUCGGGAGUGUGGUAACACAGGGAUGCCACGCGUCAGUGGCGGCGAUCUGGUCGUUCAAAGACGAUCCAGUUACUCUUCAGUAUUGCGAUCCGCAGCACAUUGAUUCUAUGCACAAGGUGACUUUGGAGGUUAAAGGUGAAACGCAGAUGAUGAAUUUGUCAGAGAAGUUGAAAUUAGGAGGAAUCUCUCAUAAGCUAUGGAUGGAGCAGCCGGAGAAUAUUCCAACUUGUAUCGCCACAAAGCCUUACUCCAAAUCUCAAGUCUCUUCUUUCUUCAAGAAGCUCAAGCUUUGCAAGUGAAUCAUUCUUCUUCUCCAAAAAUCCCAAUUUCAUAUAAAUCUCAUUUCAAAAAAAAAUCUGUAAGCUGAAAUUUUAUAUGAUCAUGGUUCAUACAUAUACUGAGCAAUCAUAAUAGAGAAGAUAUGUUCUUUUCU